Messenger RNA from Penaeus vannamei (Pacific white shrimp), 396 nucleotides. The record is from RefSeq and is a predicted model, not a curated record. Lineage: Eukaryota; Metazoa; Arthropoda; Malacostraca; Decapoda; Penaeidae.
AAUAUCUGGAAAUGAGUGAAAAGAAUUGAUAGUAGAAAAAAUACAAGAUUUUGUACAAUGAGUGGACACAAUAGAAGAGCCCACAAAAGGAAAGUGGAGGAACUACAGGAUGAAGAUAACAGAUCCAGCAGUGUAGCAAGAGAAGACAGAAGUUCCAGUGAUGUUCCGGAUACUCCAGCAAUACUAACACUAACAAAAGAUGACUUCACAAGAUUAGACACUUCAAACUUAGAUGAGGGUGAGGAGGAAGACACCAGUGAAGUGUCUCAGGUGGAAGUCCAAGAGGAUGGAACUAUUAGCCGGGGCACCAUGUGGAGAGGGGAUGCAGCAGAGACCCUUGAUGCAACACAGGUAUUCUUAAGAUGCAGAAGAGAGUCAAACAGUGAAAAACUUUGA